AUGAUUCGUGUGCCGAGUAUUAAGCGUAUAUUUCUACCUGUUAAAAAUGUUACUCCAUUUACUAAAAGUGGUACUCUUACAAGGCAGAAUGCUGUUAUUGCGGAGGCUGGGACAAAUUUUUUUGAAAACGAGGAUGUAAAAAUUGAUGCUGAAAAUGUUGGUGUGAUCAGUAAUGUUCAUGGAGAUGUUCAGAAAGCUAUUAAUAUUUUCCAGGAAUUAUCUAAUAAUAUUUCUGGUGUUACUACUUCAAAAUCUGGUGGGAUUUCUGAAAUUCUGGCAAAGUAUAAUGAGCCCAGAUUUCAAUACGAUAAAAGAGGAGUCGUUAAAAGCAGUUUAUUGAGAAAUAAGACGGUAUCAAUCUUCAAAAAUUUCUCUGAUUCGAAGAUUGAUAGAUGUUCAUUUACCGAGAAAGUUAUCACUGUACCAGCUGGAGAUUCAACUUCACCCGUCUGCAAACAGGAGGUUGCUGAAAUCAUUACAAGUGACUCAAGUUGUAGUGAUUUAAAAAUAAAAGAGGUGCACGAGGCGGAACAAAAUAAAAAAGAAAAGUCUAAAUCUUCCCAGGUCAAGAAGACCAAAAGAGUUCGUUUUGCUGUCGAUGAUAACUCUGCUGAAAAUGAAAGUAACAGAAAAAAAAGAAAAAGAAUGAUUAAGUCCGAAUAUGUUUUAUCGGAUAAAGAAAAGGAGACAGAAAAAGGGAAGGAGAACCAAUCGCACGAGGUUAGCGUUGAUAAUCGUUACCAGGAUUCAGAGAACUCGAUUAUUGACAAACCUGCUGUUAAACGAAAAAAGACGAGUUUUAUUACAAUUAAUUUUUUUUAUUUACAAUUAAAAAAAAUGGCAAGCAUGGUUGGUGAAGAAAAUGAAAAAAUGUAUGGAGUAGAAUACUAUAAUGGUGGUCCAAUAAGUCAAUCUAUUUCUCCUUCAUAUGAUUUACCAAUUACAAAUAUAUCAAUUACACAACAACAACAAUACACUUCUUUUUAUUCAUACUCAUUUGGAGAGACAAAUGAGGGAAACUCUUCAUUACAAAUUCAAAAUAACAACGGAUAUACAGAUUUUUCAAUUUCUAAAAAUUCAACACAAAAUGAUAUAACUAGUUAUACUUACCAAAACUAUAAUCAAGAAAUUGAUGGUAACCAACAUAACUAUUAUCCUACAUAUUAUAAUCAAGAAUACAACAUCAAUAAUUCUCUUGAUCAUAAAGAUUUACUUCCAUCUUACUACAGUAAUAAUACAUUUAAUUGUAAAAUAGAAAAUGAAUCUUUUAUGGUAUCAGAGGUACCCUCACCACAGUUGAUUGAGAAUAAUAUUCAUCAUAACUUUGAUUAUAAUUACCAGUAUUCAGAAAUGGAAGAUACUUCAAACUACAUUUCUUCAGACAAUAACAGCCAUCAAAAUCAAGUUAUAAAUAAGGAAUGUUAUUUUAAUAAAAACUACGAGACUAAAGAAACAUUUUAUGAUUGCAUUUAUACACCAGAGUUAUUUGAAAUUAUAAAUUUUUUUCGUUCCAAGAAAGAAUCUCUUUUUGGAAAUAAUGCACCAUUAAGUGAAACUGUUAAUAAUGAAAUUUACACCACUCCAACAAUUGAUCCAUCUGUUGAAUCUAUUAAAGUUGAAAAUACUCCAAAACAACAACCAGAAAAAGUAAAGGAAGAAGUUAUUGCACCAAAUACAAACUCAUCCAGAGAUCCACAUCCUCCAAGUGAAAUUUAUAGUUCAAAUAUUUCAAAGCAACUUCAAAAUGAAAUGAUAGUUGAAAAUAUAGAGGUAUUUGCAAAUAACUUUAAAAAUUUAAGAAUUUCUUAUGGAUUUACCCAAGGAGACGUUGGUAGACAUAUAGGUUUACGAUUUGGUAGUGAAUUUUCACAAACAACAAUUUCAAGAUUCGAAGCAUUAAAUUUAAGUUGUAAAAAUAUGUUAAAACUUAAGCCUAAAUUAGAGGAAUGGCUUGUUAGUACUCAAAAACUUUUCCAACAAGGUUAUACUUCUUAUGAAAUAAAUGAACAUAAUCUUCAUAAUAAAUUUCCAAAGCCAUCUUUAGCUGAACAGGAAGCUAGAGAGAUGUUUGAAAUAAAGAAAGUAAGAAAAUUACAUACCAGUGGAAAAAAUAAAAAAAGACGUAAAAGGACAAAUCUUGAGUUGGAACAAAGAAAUAUUUUAUACAAAAAAUAUCUUGAAAAUAACAGACCUACUGAAGAAACUCUUAGAAAAUUGGCCAAUGAUGCCAAUUUAGAUAUUGAUGUUGUUAAAAUUUGGUUUUGUAAUAGAAGACAAAAAGAUAGAAGGAUUAUGACAAAGAAAAUUAAAGAAUAG
Strongyloides ratti is the source of this 2316-nucleotide messenger RNA. Its product is annotated as POU-specific domain and Homeobox domain and Homeodomain-like and Lambda repressor-like, DNA-binding domain and POU domain-containing protein. The record is from RefSeq and is a predicted model, not a curated record. Gene Ontology annotation, molecular function: RNA polymerase II cis-regulatory region sequence-specific DNA binding; DNA-binding transcription factor activity, RNA polymerase II-specific. The coding region runs from base 1 to 2316 and encodes 771 amino acids. NCBI's taxonomy places the organism in Eukaryota, Metazoa, Nematoda, Chromadorea, Rhabditida, Strongyloididae. The transcript has 4 exons. Gene Ontology annotation, biological process: regulation of transcription by RNA polymerase II.